CUGUGUAACCCGUCUGUAGUCACUGCCACUAGAGGGCGCUGCUGUGACUGACCUAACUGGAUUCGGGCAUUCGGAAGGCAGGACUGAAAACAGGACUCCCGUUCCCUAAUUUGCGGCAAUCUGAUAUGGGAACCAAAUUCUCAGAGUGGAAUAUUAUUUGGAUAAUUCAUAUAUUUACUACAAUGGAAGCUUUAAGAGGUCUUGUACCAAAAUCAGGCAUCGUUCUAUUAAAGCCGGCCUCAGCCGUCUAUUUGGGGUCUAACGUUUCCAUCAUCUGCGUCGCUACCAGAGACCCCUGUAAUGGGAGAGGGGAAUUCUUGUUUCGGUUGAAUAGAACCACGAGACAGCCGGACCGGGGGAAUCAUACGUCGUCCAUGCUUCAGCUCUUCAGUGUGACGGAAAGCCAUCACGUUAUUUGUCACCUGGAAUGCGACAGGUGGAAGCAUCUUGUUGACGUGGUCUGGUUGCGAGUCGGAUAUCCUCCUGAUCCACCCAGACAUGUAAAGUGUUCAUUGGAUGAAAGUUCCACUGAGAUGCGUUGUGAAUGGGACCCAGGCCGGGAGACAAGGUUACCCACAAACUACAGUGUACUUGCAAGAAAUCUACAGACAGGACAAGAGGCCACAGUGAGGGGGGAGGCGGCUGCUGUAACUAUCCCAGUGAACAGGACUGAGAAUGGAACGUAUACAAUUCAAAUUACUGCUGCAAACCAACUCAGUCAUUCUGAAUCGGCCGUUGUACUGGUCCAGCUGGCAGAUAUAGUGGUUCCCGUGACACCUGUGAUCACUAAGAUUGAUGUCCUGGUGUCAAACUUUGUAAUUUCCAUCAAUUGGCGGAACCAGACUUCAGAGAACCUGCGUUACUGCGAACUGGAGUAUAGCAAGCUGAGAGAGCCGACGUGGACGUUGGUUGGGGAGAAAAUCAACAAAAACAAUUGUCUUUCUAUUGGGAAAAUCCAGAAUGCGCAUUCCCUGCGCGUGCGAUGCCGGGAGGAGACGGGAAGCAGUUACUGGAGUAAGUGGAGUGACCCGUAUGUGAUGCCGCCGUCAGCCCCAGAGGACAAUCCUAAUGUUUGGCGGGUUCUUGGUCCAGAUUACCCUGACGGGAGCCAGGAAAUCUCCAUCCUUAUUUCGCCGGAUCCUGAUGAAUUGCCGCAGAGAAGAAUCACCGGAUAUAAAGUGUUUUACUUACACAGAGGGAUAGAGUCUGUUCUCCGGGACUGCUCUCCGUCCGGCAUACAAUGUGUAGCUGUGUUACCCAAAGGCGUAAAGACAGUAUUUAUAUCAUCCUAUAAUCGCUACGGGACAUCACCGGCAAGCGAAAUACCAGUCUGGGAGAACGCGGAGUCUGGAACACAAAACCUUACCGUCUCAUCUGGACUCCUAACCUCCAUGCCAGUCCAGUGGCAGCAUCCGUGCUGCUCUGGUGACAAUCUCCGGAGCUUCAUUCUGCAGUGGUCUCCCGACUCCUGUGAUGGGAAACAGAAGACGAUAUCAUGGCAGAAGGUUGAGAAGGAAGAAACCAACUUCACCAUAAACGAUAAUGUGGCUGCAGGAGCCGCGGUCACUAUAUCUGUGUAUGCAAUGUACAGCUCCGGAGUCAGCAGUCCGAGCAUCGCCCGUGGUUACAGCCAAGAACUGAAACCCAAGACAGGUCCUAAAUUAGAGAAGGAUGCAAGACGUAUCUGGUGGGAUGAGAUUCCUCUGUGUGACAGACGAGGGUUUAUCACGGAAUACACGCUGCAUCUGGAGUCAAACGGCUUGCAAACCAAAAGUAAAUUACCAGAAUCCACACGACACUUUGCGCUGGACAGACUGGAUCCCAGUGAGCUGUACUCUGUGUGUAUCUCCGCCUCCACCAGUGCCGGAGAUGGCCCUGCGGACCACUGCACUCUUAUCCAUCCCGAUAACAGUCUGCACAGCUAUAUUGGGCUCCUGCUGGGGAUCGGCGUUGGUGCCAUUGCUUUGACCAUUCUCUUCCUGAAUGUAUCCACGAUUGGGGAAAGGUUGAAAACAGCUGUAAUGGUCUUUCUCCCGAAAUAUCUGCAUGAGGAAUUUCCCCGUGUAGAUAACAGCAAAGCAUUGAAGGCUCUGCAGGCAAACAGGGAAGAUGCGGAGCCCACCUCCUGCCCGACAUAUAGUGACCCUGAAAUCACUGAGGUACAAGAGCUCAUAAGUUACCCGGUCCCAAUGGCAGAAGCCUUCGAAGUCGCCGAGGAGACAGCUGCAGAGGACGAGCCGCUUCUUACCCACCCGACCAAUGACGAACUUCCUGAGCAAACACUGGGAUACAGGCCACAGCUUGCAGAGCCCAAGAUCCAGAGAAACGAUUCAUAUUGCAGCCCCACUCAUAUGCUGGACAUUCAGAGAGUCACUCAGAGGUUGGAGAGUCCUAGACUUACCUCGGACAUGAAGGAAAACACCGUGUUAUGGGACUCUGGGGCUGAAAUGGAUCUAAAUGUUUUCAAAGCGAUUAAACUUCUUCAAAUCGAUGGUAUUGAUCAGAACAAAGACUCUGGUCCCCUGCAGGCAGCAGCCAACGACAAUUCCAGGAGAAUCCAUAGGGAAAACCCAGUAGAAACGCAGACUGUUCCAACUGACCAACUAAUCUGUACUUUGCCAGGUGGCCUUAAGGAAUUCACUGAUGUCCAUUCCUAUUUUCCACAAAUUUUUGCAAAAGGGAAAUAACUUGCGUGGUUGCAUCAGAGCUGGCUUUUGACUUAUAAGAUCUGUUUGUCUCUGAUGGAAAAGCAGAUGUGUUGUUGGACACCUGCUCAAUGUAUUGAGUUAUGAACUCAUGGAUCGUUCUUCAUCAGAACAUCAUCGUUCUGCACUAGUAUGAGGUUACGGUCUUCAGUCAUGAAAUGCGUUGGAUACAUGGGCGAAUCUCCUUGGUUUGGUACAGUCUGGAUUGUUGCCCGGUGCACUGUAAGGGGCAUAACUAUUCUCUAAUCUUGGGAAACACUUCUGCUGAGUAGAGUGCUCCUAGGAUUGUGGAGAGACGGUACAUUGGGAAGAAUGGCGCACUGUGCAACUUUUCAGUUCCUCUCCUGCAUAGUUUACUCUCACUUGCGUCUAGAAUUGAAGUGCGUUAUUAACCCCAUUUGCUCCCGUGAAAUUCCAGUUGUUCCUGCAAAUUUCUUAUAGAAAGUCUGUUGCAGAAGGAAAUAAUAAGACGGAUCACAAUCAACAAUAAAGUAUAAUUUCUAACUUUGAUUCAUAGAAGCGAAUCUGCAUGAACUCAUCGCGGACUAAUGUAUUGACUACAGAUUAGUGCUAGCACUGUCCGCUCCUGUAUUCCUUAAAUACAGGUGUCACCAAAUACAAAAUUGACAUCUAGAACCCGAGCCAAAAUAUAGAUAAUUGUUCAAAAUGUUCAAAAACACAGAUCUGUAUAUGUGGAAACCACCCAAGUAAACCUUAAACAAUU
Messenger RNA from Pseudophryne corroboree (corroboree frog), 3429 nucleotides. RefSeq names its product interleukin 23 receptor (gene IL23R). Lineage: Eukaryota; Metazoa; Chordata; Amphibia; Anura; Myobatrachidae. The record is from RefSeq and is a predicted model, not a curated record. Gene Ontology annotation, molecular function: protein binding. The coding region runs from base 126 to 2687 and encodes 853 amino acids. The transcript is spliced from 16 exons.